GGUAGAUGUUGGGAGGUUCUUUGUGAUGAUAUGGCGCACAAUGGGUGAUCUUUUUCUUGUCUUUCUUUCCCUUUCUUUCUUUCUUUCCCUUUUUUUUCUUAUACUUUCUCCUCUUUAUGGUGUUUGGGUGUGGGGUUAAACGUUGGGGGCUUUUGCGAGCCGUUCUUUUGGGUGUUUUUUUCUUUCUUCUUUUCUUUUUCGCUUUUUCUUUUUCUUUUUCGCCUUUGAUCUUGGGAAACUUUCUCCUGAGAUUUGUUUUGCCUGCCUACCUGCCUGGCCCCGUGGAAGUUGGAACCAUACACGAUCAUUACUACACUACCUACAUACACCUAAGUACAUACCAAAACUAAAAGCAUUGGGAUCCACUAUAUAUAUCAGUAACGAUGGAGAGUGAAAGUGGGCAUAUAUGCGGUGCUCUGGCAAACCUC
Molecule: messenger RNA, 428 nt
Organism: Tricharina praecox
Lineage: Eukaryota; Fungi; Ascomycota; Pezizomycetes; Pezizales; Pyronemataceae
Exons: 1
Coding region: 117-350 (77 amino acids)
Source: RefSeq, a predicted model, not a curated record